This is a messenger RNA of Vespula pensylvanica (western yellowjacket), 3749 nucleotides long. RefSeq names its product IQ motif-containing protein H-like. Bases 791 to 3520 code for a protein of 909 amino acids. Gene Ontology annotation, biological process: oxaloacetate transport; phosphate ion transmembrane transport; malate transmembrane transport. The record is from RefSeq and is a predicted model, not a curated record. The transcript has 8 exons. NCBI's taxonomy places the organism in Eukaryota, Metazoa, Arthropoda, Insecta, Hymenoptera, Vespidae. Gene Ontology annotation, molecular function: antiporter activity; protein binding; malate transmembrane transporter activity.
UUGAAUACAUAGAAAUGCGUAUUUCAAAGAAGUGUACAAUUUAAAAAAGGCGCCAUAUUCACGAAAGUUCUUAAUCCCUUGUUAAUAAGCUUAGUGGUUAUGUCGAGCUUAUAAUUAGGGAGAAUGUAUUACAAUAGUUCCAUUCCGAAAAAAAUUCUUUGUGAGGAUUUAUAUUUGCAAUACGAAAAGUUAAUAAAAGACAACAUUUUUAUUAUUCAAAGGCAAAGUUUUAACUUGAGGAGUUAUUUGUUACGUCGAAGGAAGGAGAUCGUCCAAAUUAUUAGGUUACUUUUCUAAAUCAGGUAAGAACAAUUUUUGUUCUGUCAAAAUCUUAAUCCCAUUAUUCACGUGUCUAAUAGAAAACAAAAUGAUAAUGAGGAACCAAUAGAAUUGAAAAAAUUACGGGAAAUUUAUGAUAAAGUACAAAAAGGAUUAAUAUCGAUCGAAGAGGAUUGCGAUAAAUUUUGGGUAGAAAUGAAAUUAGAUUUGUUAUUAGAAAAUAAUAGUCGAUCUGAGCCUUUGUUAGACAAACUUCCGAUAAAAAUAAAAACGGCUUACGAAGCAUGCAAAAAUGCUUUAUUGGAAAACGAUGAAAAUAUUUUGUCAUUGGAACGUUGUCAUUGCAUAUGGAAAAAUGUAUCUGAAUCGGUUAUAAACGAUGGGAAGAUUAGAUCGGAAAGAUUAGAUCUUUUACCCACGAAAUUCGACGAAACCGACUUGAAAUUUAAGCAGGACUUAAUGGAAUUACGAACCAAAGUGUUUUCUUUGGUCAACGACAAAAUAGACACGUAUGCCGUAUUUAAAUCUUUGCGUUAAUAUUAUAACAAUUUCUUUUUCUUUUAUCACUACAAAAAAUGAUAUAUAUAUAUAUGUAUGUAUGUAUAUAUAUAUACAGGCGCGCGCGCGUGUAUGUGUAUGUGUAUUAUACAAAUAUUUAUUAUUAAGGAUUUGUCAGGGAACAGAAAAUGCAGUUUCAUCCAUGCAAAAAAGUUACUAUCAAAUCAUUAAAAAGUACAAACGUUCGUCCACGUCAUUGGACAAAAUAGAUUUAUCACAUAUUCACGCUUUGAGAUAUAUCGACGGAGAAUUAACGAAAAACGAAGGAUGGUCUAACGUUCUCGAUACAACUGGUAAAGAACUUAGAUCGAAAUGGUACCUAGUUGUUUCCCCUCAAAUAGAAAAAAUGUUGAAGAAUCGACGGAUAUAUUCGCUUCGUUUGGAUCCAUCAAAGGUCUUUAAUUUUUUGCUAUCUAUACCUGAAAGUGGAGUACACUUUAAAUUGUCGAAGAAAGAUCUACUUCUUUUAUUGCGAGACAUUUCUGAGGAAGGGCCUUGGAUAACGAGUUGGAAGCCUCAAUUAAAAACUCUUGAUAAAAAGAAAAUCGCCGCCAUUUUGAUACAAUCCUGUUGGCGUGGUUAUUGGGUCCGUAAACAAUUGAACGAAUCGUAUCGUCGUUACAUAGCAGCUAGCGUGUUAUGGUACAAAUGGUUAUUCAAAAAACACAAACGCGAGAUAUAUGCUAUUCACUUGAAAAAAAUGCUCUUGUCGCUGGACAUAAGUCGAGUAUUUAACGAGAAAUUAAGCAAAGAGUUUUACGACUUGAUUAAGUGUCCACACGUGAUAAUACAUCUUCCAUCGAUUGGUCAUUCCAUUAACAUUCGUCAAACGUACUCUCCAAAAUUAUUUAAUAUUUAUCAGCAUUCAAUGAUUUUGAGACUCUCCUUUCUACGUAAUCAAAUGUCUGAGUUCGUUUAUAUUUUACCUGUCGAAAUUACGCAAGAUUUACUAUCCAUGUACGUUGAUAUAAUCGAUUCUAUCAUUUCACAAGAACGUACAGCGAAUCGCGUAACGUUUCUUGCUCUUUCACAAGCUAAGACUUUCGAACGUACACACAUGAAUGUAUCUAGGAUUUUACAUUGCUCGGAAAGCACCUUAACAGCUAUCAAAAAAAAGAUCAAUGAAAAACCAGCGUAUAUUUUACCUUGGAUCGUUGACGAAUGCGAUCUUAGAAUAUCGGACUAUCUUCGCGUACCUUUGUUAGGGCCAGAUAUGAUGCUACAACAAGAGUUGUUAAAUCUAUCGAAAAUGAGUGAAAUAAUCGAAAAUCUUGGUUUACCACAACCGGCUCAUUCCAAAGAUAUACGAGAUUAUACGAAACUUUGCGCCAAUUUAGCUGAACUAAUCGUAUUAAACACUGACAUUUGUUUAUGGCUGAUCAGGUUGAAUUUCGGUAUACACAGCAAACACUAUGGUGUAUUUUUGAUCAAUCACAUUAGUGUACCAUUCAUGCCUGCGAUCAGAGAAAUAAGAAAACAGUAUGGCGACGAAUGGAUAAGUAAUUCUCAUGUACGAGAAGAAUAUUUAAAUGCCUUGUUAAUUCAUUUACCAAAAGUUGUCUCCAUUGUAACGAGUUUCAACAAACUCUGUUAUAAUUCAUGGAAAGAUUUUUAUAAUCACAUACAAAAGCUUGGAUGUCUGUUGCAAGCUGUACCACAUGAAAAAAAUUCAAGUACCAUAUCUGCAACACUUUUUAUUCCAAAUAAGAUUACUAAAAGACCUAUCAAAUGGACCGGUACUUCGAAUAAAAUACAAUUAGACUUUAACCUUUCAUUGUACGCUUUUAUGAUACCACAGACAACAGUGAAUACAGAGAUUUUAAAUCCAAAUAUAAAUAAACUUGCUUAUGCUCUGCAACAGCAAGGCUACUUUGGAUAUUUGACUAUAGAUUGUUAUUGUUAUUUCGAUAAUAACAAAGAGAAGAUGGUUGUAUUAUUACUCAAUAUUCAUCCUUAUUAUUCUCACACGCAAAUGUACGUUGAUUGGAUGAAAUUUGUCAUCGAUGGUUCUUACAAGGUAACGGCACAAUUAGUGACACAUCCGACGGAUGUUGUGAAACUUCGGAUGCAAAUGACGAACAAUAGUUUCGUACACACUAUACGUGAAAUUCUUAAAAUGAAAAAUCCUCGUAGGUUUUACGAUGGAUUAAGUGCAGCUCUUCUUCGUCAGAUAACUUAUACUAUGACCAAAUUGGGAAUGUAUUCGACAACGUUGGAAUAUUGGACGACUCAUUUUGGACGUCCUAGCUAUGGUGGUAUGAUUAGCAUUGGAAUGUUCUCUGGCAUCACUGGUGCUUUUGUUGGGAUACCUGCUGACGUUGUACUAGUACGAAUGGUAGGCGAUGUUAAAUUACCACCAGAAAAACGUAGAAAUUAUAAAAAUGUUUUAAGUGCUCUUGUGGAUAUAUCCAAAAAAGAAGGAAUUACAGCAUUAUGGAGAGGUACUAUACCUACUCUUGGAAGAGCGGCUGUCGUCAAUGGUGUACAAUUGGGUACAUAUAGUCGAGCGAAAUAUGCGUUGUUAGAUACCGGUUAUUUCGUAGAUAAUUUAGGGACGCAAUUUCUAGCAGCUAAUAUUUCCGGUUUUGUUGCGACUCUUACAUCUCUACCGUUAGACUUAGCGAAAACAAAGUUUGUAAAUACAAAAUUGGAUGGGACCAUCGAACCCCCCAGGCAUGAUUAAAGUAUUGUUAAAUACUAGUAAACAAAAUGGUAUUUUUUCGUUGUGGCGAGGAUUUUUAGCUUACUAUACGAAGGCUGCUCCUACGACAAUAAUUACUAUGCUGUGUGUUGAUCAAUUACAAGCGUUAUAUCUUCGUAUUUUCACUUGAACUUAUAAUUAUAAAAAAUGUGUAUUUAUGUAUAUACCACACGAAUAAAUUAAUUUAUUUUACUUCGUGUUAUACCGUUAA